Messenger RNA from Salmo salar (Atlantic salmon), 3550 nucleotides. Its product is annotated as ras-related protein Rap-2a. The record is from RefSeq and is a predicted model, not a curated record. Gene Ontology annotation, biological process: signal transduction. Gene Ontology annotation, molecular function: GTP binding; GTPase activity. Gene Ontology annotation, cellular component: membrane. NCBI's taxonomy places the organism in Eukaryota, Metazoa, Chordata, Actinopteri, Salmoniformes, Salmonidae.
UCGUCUGUCAGCCCACUCUUUCCAUAAGAGAGAGUAGGCAUAUUAUAUUGUUUUAUGUAUUGUCGUCAUUGAGAUGUGAGACAUAUUGCAUAUAGGCCUACGGAAGCCGAGGAGAGACGAAAUAUUUUGUCACCACCCGCGGGAAUGGCGACUGAAGAAUGUCAGACAGGCGUGAGUGGUGGACAUAGAGUGAUAGAAAGUCGUUAUGUCCUACAUAUGCCAACUUAACAUUUUCUGCAAGGUAUUUCAAAACUAUUAAUUUCCUUUGCGUAAAUCAUCCUGGAGUCUCCAAAGGAUUCCUGAAGAAGGCACGCAGAACAGAAGCAAGUUUUUAAACCAUGGCCUGAAAUGAUGAGCUAAUCAGCCUAUACAGUUGAACUCAAAUGCAUUACGUUAAGUUUUUUCCAACAAAACGAUACUUUUUUAAAACAUUUUCUUUCUUAGAUUAUUUAAUGUGGUAUUUUCUGUAAUUAAGUUAUUAGUUACUAUAAUGUCCCAUCAACUGCCGUAGGCUAUUUUGUGUUACGAAAUGGACAUUCUAUAAAAUGUUAUUGCUUUAGUUUAGCCUAUUUAAUUGCUUUGAUAUCGUUAGGAGGCAGUGGCAUUUUGACAAAUUAUUCUAAUCAUCCUUGACCGCAUCAGUGGGGCAAUGCGUGAGUAUAAAGUCGUGGUCCUCGGCAGCGGAGGUGUUGGCAAGUCUGCUCUCACCGUGCAAUUUGUGACCGGGAGCUUCAUAGAGAAGUAUGACCCGACAAUUGAAGAUUUUUAUCGAAAGGAGAUCGAGGUGGAUUCCUCCCCGUCGGUGCUGGAGAUUCUGGACACUGCUGGGACAGAGCAGUUUGCUUCUAUGAGAGACCUUUACAUCAAGAACGGCCAGGGCUUCAUAAUAGUCUACAGUCUGGUCAACCAACAGAGUUUCCAAGACAUCAAGCCAAUGAGAGAUCAGAUCAUCAGAGUUAAAAGGUACGAGAGUGUGCCGGUGAUCCUUGUGGGGAACAAGGUGGACCAGGAGGGAGAGAGGGAGGUGUCUUGUGGAGAGGGCCAGGCUUUGGCCGAGGAUUGGGGCUGUCCCUUCCUGGAGACCUCGGCGAAGAGCAAGACCAUGGUGGAUGAGCUUUUCACUGAAAUCGUCCGACAGAUGGACUCCUCCUCGCUGCCCGACAGAGAGGAAACCUGCUGCGGCUUAGCCUGCAGUAUACAGUAGCUUGCGGGGAGGCGGAUCUGUGAGAGGGUGGCGGACAGGGGGCUGGACAAAUAGGAAUACAGCUGCUCCGUCUGCAGCAUUUACCAACUCCAGGGGGGCGGCGCUGUGAGAGGGUGACAGCGGGAGGGGCCAAGACAGGACAAUACCGCCCCCAAUGAAUAAAACAUGUUUGUGAUGGUGAGCUAUCGAAGUCUUUAGGUCUUUAGGUCUCAGGCAAGGUUACUCUUCAUGCGACAGUGGUACACCGAACACCGAACUCCCUCAAUUACACAUUCGCCAGAGAAGCAUUUGGAAACAGGGGUGAAAGAAAACAGAUAAACAUUGUAGGCCUACAUAGUGUGUUGACUCAAAAGGAUGGGGCAGAGCAUGGGACACUGUUGAGUACGUAGAAUCAAACUCACCAAGACAGAAGGACGGACAGAAGCACGGACAGACAGACAGAAAGACAGUCUAAGGGCUCUAUUAAAUCUGUAUCGCGAAAGUUUAGCCUUACAGCGUGAUAGAAAUGUAAAGCCAAUUUUCCGGUGUUAGCGGAGACUGCAUUUACGGUAAACACUGCAUACUGUAUGUCGGACUCAAUUGGAAUUUACAUUUCUAUUGUGCAAUCUGUAAUGCUUCACAUAGUUUAGGUUGACGUUGUCUGUGCAUCUUGGUUAACAUACACAACAAAUUGUUUGCCUUGUUACCUGAGGUUCGUGGUUGACUUCAGAUGUUUUAUAUGUGUACAGUUAUAUUUAAUCUCCCACUUCGGUUUUGUUUUGCACCUCAAUAUAUACAUUUACAACAAAUGUGGAAAAAUAGUAAAAUGUAUUUAAUGACAUUUGUACAAUUAUUAAUAGGCUACAAUACAAAUAUCAGUAUCAUACAGAUGUAGGAUCUUAAUUUGAUCACUUUUGUUGAUGAGAAUUUUCCUGCACAGCCGGAAAUGCAAACAUGUAGUGUAUUCAAGGUUUCAAAAGGCUUCCAAAUUUUUACAUUUCCACUUCAAAAUUUCAGACUUGAAUUUCAGACUUGUAAAAAGUAUCAACCCCUACAAAAAAAAUGUAAUUCAUUAUUAUCCACAUAAUAAUUCACAUUUCCUGUUGCUGCUGUAGCAAACUGGCUCAAAUGAAAAUCCUACAUGUGUAAACGAUAUAAAUUAUAUAAGUGUGUUAGUUAUUAGAUCAUCAUGUUUUUAUGAAACUCCAGACUUUGAACAUGACUUCCCACACCACAUUUUACAGGCUUUUAUAGUCAUAUUUUUGAUUAGGUUGUGUUUCUGUAUGCCUUACAAAAAACGAACUGUGUGAGUCAGACUGGUGAUUUAUGUAUCCAGUAACAAUCUACUGGAUGUUGUGCUGUUGGAAUAGAAUGGAACCUGGUAAAUACAAUGCAAUUAUGAGGAGAGAAAGGGCUGAUGGUAUUUACUGCCAAUAUUUAUCCUGUUGGGUAAAAUCAGUGUGUUUGCGGUAAAGGUCUCCGUCCCAAAUUGCACCCUAUUCCGUAGUGCACUAUUUUUGAGCAGAGUAUGCCCUAUGGGUAUAUAAAAUCAUAUUGGAACUCUGUCAAAUGAUAUGGCUCCCGAGUGGUGCAGCGGUCUAAGGCACUGCAUCUCAGUGCAAGAGGCGUCACUACAGUCCUUGGUUCAAAUCCAGGCUGUAUCACAUCCGGAUGUGAUUGGGAGUCCCAUAGGGCGGUGCACAAUUUGCCCGGGUUUGGUCGGGGUAGGCCGUCAUUUUAAAUAAGAAUUUGUUCUUAACGGACUUGCCAGGUUAAAUAACAACAAACUACUUUUUGUAUGUAAUUUGUUCCUCUGUUGAAAUAGUGGAGGGCAGUUCAAUGACCCUGACCUGCAGCAGUGAUGCCAACCCACCAAUGACCUGGUGUCAACCUCAGCAAAAGUAUCAGGUGUCAGUAAAUACUGGAUUUCUGUGUGCACAAAGUAAACCACUCCAAUUCUACCCAAUAGAGAGAUAAGAUAUUGUAAAAAAAAAUAGCUGUGGGGUGGAUGACGUGCGCGUGCGCACACACACACUAGGGUCGGGGUGGACAGCGGAUCUGUCUCAUGUACCAGCCAGAUUGAAGUUUGUGUUGGAGAAUGCAUUCAGAUACACAAAUACUGUGGGGGGAGACAUUGUGGUACAAGUUACAUGUAGAGGACAUCUAGGAAACAUCCCAAAUGGCACACUAUUCCCUAUUUAGUGCACUAUUUUUGCCCAGGGUCCAUAGGGAAUAAGGUGCAAAUUGGGACACAGGGAUUAGUUGCAUAGGAGGACAAUUACAUUGGCUUGCGAAAGUAUUCACCCCCUUGGCAUUUUUCCUAUGUUGUUGGCUUUCAACCUGGAAUUAAAAUUGAUUUUUGGGGGG